AUGGCCACAACAAAUCGGAUGUCUCAUUUCUUCGUAACAAAAGAGGGAAACCUGGCUCUGUUGACUGUCGUCACUAGCAUGGCUAGUCGUCAAAGCAUGUUUGCAGAGGUGGGCCUCCUCCUAAACCCCUUGUGCCACCACCAGCAAUUUUAUACAGAAAUCAGUAGGCAGCAGCAAAGUACUGAUUUAAGUCCGACAUCAUCUCUAUCCCCAGAGUCAACAAGCGGGGCUAGGCAAAUGAAACCUCAGCAAGAGUCGGUAGUCGGUGUAACAUUGAAGCAUUCGGAACAUCCUUGUAUCUGA
Molecule: messenger RNA, 303 nt
Organism: Lobosporangium transversale
Lineage: Eukaryota; Fungi; Mortierellomycota; Mortierellomycetes; Mortierellales; Mortierellaceae
Exons: 1
Coding region: 1-303 (100 amino acids)
Source: RefSeq, a predicted model, not a curated record